This is a messenger RNA of Capsella rubella, 792 nucleotides long. Its product is annotated as MATH domain and coiled-coil domain-containing protein At3g27040. The record is from RefSeq and is a predicted model, not a curated record. The transcript is spliced from 4 exons. NCBI's taxonomy places the organism in Eukaryota, Viridiplantae, Streptophyta, Magnoliopsida, Brassicales, Brassicaceae. Gene Ontology annotation, molecular function: protein binding. Bases 1 to 792 code for a protein of 263 amino acids.
AUGGAGAAUCAAGCUGAUAAGAAGUUCACUUGGGUGAUUAAUAAUUUCUCCUCUUUUGGUCGUGGUAGUGAAAUUUACUCUGAUAUAUUCGUGGUUGGUCCCUGGCAAUGGCGUCUAAUUGUCUAUCCCAAGGGAACUUAUAAGUAUGGUAGACCUUAUGGUGAUUAUCUAUCUCUGUAUAUAUGUGUUCCUGAUUCUGAAUCUUUGCCUUCUGGUUGGAGAAGACGUGCUAAAAUAUCUCUUACAAUUGCAAAUCAAAUCACGGAAGAACUCUCCAAAAUGCGAGAAGCAGAAUACUGGUUUAAUCAAAAUAACACAACAUGUGGUUUUGAAUCCAUGAUAAAUUAUUACAAGUUUGAUCUUAUUGAUGGCUUUAUUGUAAACGGACAAGUCAAGAUUGUUGCAGAAGUAGAUAUGCUUGAACUUAUUGACAACAAUGGGUUUCAUGUUCUUGCUUCAGAGGUAGAAUCUGUGAACAGUCUGUUUUCAAAGUAUCCAGGCUUUGCAUCAAAACUAUGUCCCCAGAGCACUCAUCAGAGGGAAACAUAUGUGAACGUCGUGCUAAGUCUGACUGAGAUUGUGUGCAAGGCCCCAGAGGAACUCUCCAAUGGUGAUCUGGCCGAGGCAUAUUCUGUACUACGAUUUGUGAAAAAAGCAGGGUUUAAGUUGGAUUGGUUGGAGAAGAAACUGAAAGAGAAUGGUAUGACUCGGCUCCAUGGAAUUAAGGAAGAGUUGAAAGACUUGAAGGUGAAGUGUGCAGACAUGGAUGCUCUGCUUGAGUUCUUACAAUGA